AUGUCUCUUCAUUCCUUCACCAAAAGCGAUCUCAUCACUUGCUUCAAAGCAGGAAACAAAUGGAUGAAUUGCGACACGGAAUCUGUUGAAAGCUUGGUAGAUAUGCUGCAACCCGGCAGCAUUCCAAAUUCUGGCUGCCAAACUCCCCAGUACGAUAAUAAAGACGAGAUCAAGCUAAGAAUCGAGUAUAUCAUCGGAAGACACAUACUCAAAGGCAGAAGUGAGAGUAAACCAUGGCGUGCGUAUCUCAAAAUCCUCAAAGUGAAAAAAGAUAGAAUGGAUAGCGUGGAAGAACCUCAACACUUAUUUUUCAAACGUCAAACUCGGUCGUCAACGGUAGAUCCUCAUCAUUCGCAAUCCUCCAUUAACUAG
Messenger RNA from Lachancea sp. 'fantastica', 372 nucleotides. NCBI's taxonomy places the organism in Eukaryota, Fungi, Ascomycota, Saccharomycetes, Saccharomycetales, Saccharomycetaceae. The record is from the annotation of a GenBank genome assembly.